Molecule: messenger RNA, 859 nt
Organism: Pseudogymnoascus verrucosus
Lineage: Eukaryota; Fungi; Ascomycota; Leotiomycetes; Thelebolales; Thelebolaceae
Exons: 3
Coding region: 185-859 (224 amino acids)
Biological process (GO): SREBP signaling pathway; protein processing
Cellular component (GO): Dsc E3 ubiquitin ligase complex
Source: RefSeq, a predicted model, not a curated record
AGACCCUCAACCCCCUCCUCCCAGCAACGACGCAGCUGCAGCUGCAGAAACUCCAGCAGCAACUCCACCCCCAGCUGCAGCAGUAGUCGAUGAUAACAGCCCCGCGGCCCGCCGCCGUCGUCGGAUCUUCAUCCAGACAAAGAAGAAAGCCGAGUUCAUCCAUGACAUCCUCGUCAAUCUAGACAUGUUAAUUUACGCCGAGCUGUGCUUCAUGUAUUACAACGACUGCUCACUCUUCCGCUUCCUCCUCCGCUCAAUAACCCAACUCGUCUUCCUCUCCCCCGCCGCCAAGCCCCCACCCAUGCCCGGCCCACGCCCCUUCAUCCCCGCCCUCCUCUCCACAAACAUGCUCUGCGUCUUCCUCCACCUAGCCACUGCGCGCCCUUCCGGGUCGGAGCUCACGCGAGGCUACUUGCACGGGGGGAUAAUAGUCGAUUUUAUCGGGCAACGCGCGCCGUCUACGAAAGCUGUGUUAGUGGGGCUGGAUAUCUUGAUACUGGUACUCCAGCUUGUAAUGCUGUCUGUGCACGUUGAAGAAGCGGUGCUGAAAGCUGCGCUGGCGAAUCGCGAUGGGAUGACCGCUUAUAUAGCCGGAGGCGGCACGGGGGUUGAUCCUGCGGAGCGGGAUGCUGUGGAUCUGGAAAUGGGUACGGGUACUCCGGGCGGGGAGAUGGGGAUGGAGAUGGGGAUGCAGGAUUUAUCAGCCCCCGAUGGCGCGGGCGCGGAGGAACGCGAUGUCCUCCUUGCGGAGAGGAUGAGGCGCGCAGAAGAGGGAGGGGAUGCAGGGGUCGUAGAUGCGUUUUAUACGGGGAAUGUGGUGGUGGGGACGUUUGAUGUGGUGGGGACUAAGGGUGUAUGA